Molecule: messenger RNA, 3675 nt
Organism: Cavenderia fasciculata
Lineage: Eukaryota; Evosea; Eumycetozoa; Acytosteliales; Cavenderiaceae
Gene: ctaA
Product: putative cation-transporting ATPase
Exons: 5
Coding region: 1-3675 (1224 amino acids)
Biological process (GO): intracellular calcium ion homeostasis
Cellular component (GO): endoplasmic reticulum membrane
Molecular function (GO): ATP hydrolysis activity; ATP binding; P-type ion transporter activity
Source: RefSeq, a predicted model, not a curated record
AUGGGAUGUGAUGUGCGUCAUCACAAGUUGACGAUUCAUUUCUUUUCAUUCAUUAUCGAGAGAGAGAGAAAGGAGGAGGCAGAAUGUAAUAAACAUAUUCUACUUCAUUAUAAUAUUAUCCCUUUUAUUCUAUUAUAUGUCUAUCUAAUCUUUUUAUACUUUACUACUCCUUUUCCAAUUGAAUCAGCAACUGUCGGAGCUGAUAAUAGUACAACAACCGAAACUGUAGCAACUACAACAAAGAAUGAUACUACUACAACUUCUUCUUCUUCUGACGAAGAGAAAUCAGUAGAAUGGAGUGAACAUGACUUUUAUAUCUUCUUAAUAUGGAUUACAUUUGGACUUCAUAUCGUUUCAGAGUUGUUCAAACAUUGGUCUGUAGAAUAUCGUUGUUUUGUAUCAUUGGUUCCCGUUGCAAGUGUAUCUCAAGCCGAUCAUGUACGUGUUACUCCAUCGUCACACGUUGGAGCCAAGACACUUUGUGAUAUUGUGCACGAUGUCGAUCAAGCCACAAGUCAAGACAAAUCCUACUUUUACUUUCAAAAGAGAAAGUUUACCUAUGACGCCGACAAGAAGCAAUUUGUCAAGAUCAAAUUGGCCGUGCCAACAGAAGUCGAUGACAUUAUCCGAAUUCGUGGUUACGACACUCAAGAAUCAUUGACAAACUCGAUUCAACGUUUUGGAGGCAAUCGUUUCGAUAUUCCAAUCCCUGCCUUUUUGGAUCUCUACAAGGAACAAGCCAUGGCUCCAUUCUUUGUCUUUCAAGUAUUCUGUGUUUUACUUUGGAGUCUUGAAGAAUACGUUUACUAUUGUCUAUUCACUCUUUUCAUGUUACUUACUUUUGAAGCUACAGUUGUUAAACAAAGAUUAAGAAAUUUACAAUCAUUAAGAGAUAUGAGUAGUAAACCAUCAUAUCCAAUUUAUGUUUAUCGUUUAAAUCAAUGGAAACAAAUCGAUACUACUGAAAUCCUUCCAGGUGACGUUGUUUCGAUGGUCAGAGGAGAGACUGAAGCCAAAUCAGUUGCACCAUGUGAUCUCUUGCUCCUAAGUGGUGGUGUUGUAGUCAAUGAGGCCAUGUUGACUGGUGAAUCAACUCCACAUCACAAAGAAUCAAUUGCCGAACGUUCAAGUAAAAAUCCAUUAGAUUACAAGAAUGAUAAGAUUCAUAUUAUGUAUGGUGGUACUACCAUUGUUCAACAUACUCCAGCUGAAAAGACUCUAAAAAUUUCUAAACCACCUGAUAAAGGAUGUAUUGCAUAUGCAUUAAAGACAGGAUUUGAUACAAAUCAAGGAAGAUUAAUGAGAACUAUUUGGUUUUCAACUGAACGUGUUACAGCCAAUAACAAGGAAAGUUUCCUCUUUAUUAUUUUCUUGUUAAUCUUUGCCAUUGCAGCUUCGAUCUAUCUAUUUAUUAGAGGUAUUGAAGACAAUCAAAGAAGUAAAUAUAAACUCAUUCUUCAUUGUAUCAUGGUUAUUACAAGUGUUGUCCCACCCGAACUCCCAAUGGAGUUGUCACUUGCCGUCAACAACUCGCUCAUGUCACUUGUUCGUCUUGGUAUCUAUUGUACCGAACCAUUCCGUAUUCCAUUGGCUGGAAAGGUCGAUGUAUGUUGUUUCGACAAGACCGGUACCUUGACCACCGAUGAUUUAAUCCUUCAAGGUAUUGCAUUUGCCCCAAGAGACCAACCAACAACAAAGAAAUCAACCAAACAAGAUGAAAUUGAUAGUGAUGAAACAAGUUCGAGUUCAUCAACAGCAACAAUUGUUGAUCCAUUUUCAUUGAUUCCAGCUCAAGAUACAUCAGAAGUAGUUGGUUAUUUGUUGGCUGGUUGUCAUUCAUUGGUUUCAAUCGAUGGUAAAUUGGUUGGUGAUCCAAUGGAGACUGCUAGUUUGAAAUCGAUUCCAUACACUUGCAAGGGUGACAGCAGCUCACAUACCAAGAAAAAGGUUGUGAUUGAGAUUAUCAACCGUUACCACUUUACCUCUGAACUCAAGCGUAUGUCGACCAUUGCCAAUGUUAUUCGCGACGGCGGAAACAAGACUGGCAUCUAUGCCUUUGCAAAGGGUGCUCCAGAGAUUCUCAAGCCAAUGUUAAAGAACGUUCCAACUCAAUACGACGAUGUCUACAAAAAGUUCUCACGCCAAGGUUCACGUGUGCUAGCACUCGGAUACAAGGAAAUGGAUGCAGUCAAGCAUACCAACAUGCUCAAGGCCACGCCCAGAGAAGAGGUUGAGAGUGGUCUCGAGUUUGGAGGAUUCCUCAUCUUUGACUGCCCACUCAAGCCAGACUCCAAGGACGCCAUUGAAAGAUUAGCAUCGUCUGCACACCAGAUCGUCAUGAUUACCGGUGACAACAGUCUUACUGCCUGCCAUGUAGCCAAGCAACUUGCCAUUAUGAAUCCAUCCAAUCCUACGUUGAUUCUCACCAAAAAGGAGAACCAAGGUUACACAUGGGUAUCGGUUGAUGAAACGAUUGAAAAGCCAUUCCAAGGUGUUUCACCAACUCAUUUGUUGGAUCUCAGCCAACAACACAACCUUUGUGUCUCUGGACAGACUCUUGACUCCAUCCUCAACAACACGAUCGUUGAAAAAUACCUCUACUUGGUGCAAGUAUUUGCACGUGUCUCUCCGGAACAAAAGCAACUCAUUCUAGCCAACUUUAAGCAGUAUGAUCACCACACUUUGAUGGCUGGUGACGGUACCAACGACGUUGGUGCACUCAAGCAAGCUCACGUAGGUGUCGCUAUCCUCAACAAGGGAGAGAUGCCACCUCCCAGGCCAAUGCUCGGUGCACGUGACAUGAUUCGUCAACAACAACAACAGAUGCAACAGAUUCAACAACAACAACAAGGUCUCACCAGACAACAACAACUCGCAGAGAUGACUAAAAAACUGCAAGAAGAAAUGAAGGAACAAGAGAUCCAAAUGGUCAAGCUUGGUGAUGCUAGUAUUGCAGCACCAUUCACUUCAAAGAGUUCACGUGUCAUUCCAGUCACUCAUAUCAUCAGACAGGGACGUUGCACACUUGUUACCACCUUUCAAAUGUACAAGAUUCUUGCACUCAAUUCGUUGGUCUCUGCAUACAGUCUCUCCGUUCUCUAUUUGGAUGGUGUCAAACUAGGUGACACCCAAAUGACCUUGGGUGGUAUGCUCAUUGCUCUUUGUUUCCUCUUCAUCUCCACUUCGAAGCCAUUGGAAAAGCUUGCCAACAAGCGUCCAAACCCUAAUCUUUUCAGUCCAUACAUGAUGCUUUCGAUUUUGCUCCAGUUUGCUCUCCAUCUCGCCUGUCUCAUCUUUAUCGUUCGUGAAGCAGACAUUAGAACGUCAGAUGCCAACCGUCCAAAGAUUGACUCUACUUUUGAGCCAAACCUCGUCAACAGUGCCGUGUUCCUUAUCAGCAACGCCAUGCAGGUCGCUACCUUUGCCGUCAAUUACAAGGGUCAUCCAUUCAUGCAAAGUCUUCGUGAAAAUCGUCCACUCCUCUAUUGUUUGUCUGCUGUUUGGGGUCUAGGUGCUAUCCUUUCACUUGAAAUCAUGCCAGAUUUAAAUCAAUACAUGGAAUUAAUUCCUUUCCCUGAUGAUACUUUCCGUAAUUUAAUGUUUGGAACUAUUGUAGUUGAUUUAGUAGGAGCUUUCAUUAUUGAAAAAGUUUGUAGUACAAUCUUUUCUUCUUAA